CUCCACUGGGAAUGGCCUAAGAAAAUACCUGCAGCCUUUCUGAAAAAGAAAAAGAAAAUACCUGCACGCACACAGCAACAACACAACACUCCCGUCACUCCAGCAGGCUAGCACUGUCCCCGCCCACCUCGUUGUCGGCACGCGGCAGUCGGCGGCGAGACGGGGACCGCCUUGACGGCGUCGCCAGCCGCCUCGGAGCGCCACAUGCCUCCCGCCCUCGCCGCCACGCUUGCCUCCUGCAACGCCCUCCUCGCGUCGCUCGCGCGCUCCGGCCGCCCCGCGGAGGCGCUCCGCACGCUCCGCGAUAUGCUCGCUCGGGGCGUCGCGCCGGACCACUUCACCCUGCCCCCGGUCCUCCGCUCCUGCGCGCUCACCGGCGCCGCGGGGUUCGCCGCCUCAUCCCACGCGCUCGCCGUGAAGCUCGGCGCGCAGGACAACCUCUUCGUCGCGUCCGCGCUGGUGCUCUGCUACGCGGGCCUGUCGAACCUCGCCGACGCGCGGAGGCUGUUUGACGGAAUGCGCGAACGGGACGCCGUGCUGCGGACGUCCAUGCUGUCCGCGUACGCCCAGAGAGGGGAGCCAGACGCGGCGCUGCGGUUCUUUGGUGGCAUGGUGGCCGCGGGGAUGGAGCUGGACGCGGUGGUCAUGGUCAGCCUGCUGCUCGCGUGCGGGCAGCUCGGGUGGCGCCGUCAUGGGAGGAGUGUGCACGCCUGCUGCGUCCGGAGGUUCCUAGGGAUGCCUCUGUCGCUUGGGAACGCGCUUGUGGACAUGUAUGUCAAGUGCGGGGACUUCACGUUCGCUGAGAGGGUGUUUGCUGGGAUGCCUAGGCGGGAUGUUAUCUCGUGGAGUGCACUGAUCCUUGGUCAUGGUUUGAAUGGGCGUUCUGAUGUUGCAUUGGGUCUUUUCGAUAGAAUGGCAACUGAAGGAAUCCAACCAAAUUCGGUCACCUUUCUUGGGACAUUGUCAGCUUGUGCCCAUUCAGGCAUGGUGGACAGAGCAUACUCUAUCUUCGAGGGGAUGAAACGGUGGGGCAUCGAGCCUGAACUGAAGCAUUACUCUUGUAUGGCCGACACGCUUGGUAGAGCAGGGCGUGUCAUUGAGGCCGUGAAGUUGAUAGAGGAGAUGCCUUUUGAGCCUGACGAGGCAAUGCUUGGAGGUGUACUAGCAGCCUGUCGUGUGCAUGGAGAAAUGGAGGCUGCUGAACGGGUUGCAAAGAGAUUGAUGGACAUGUCUCCUGGGAAGAGUGGCUACUAUAUGAGCUUGGCAAACAUAUAUUCAGAUGUAGGAAGGUAUAGUGAUGCAGAGAGAAUAAGAGGCUUCAUGAAAGAAGUUAAAGUCAACAAGCUUCCUGGAUAUAGUUCAGUUGAAUUGGAUGUUGAUAGAUUUCAUGUAACAAGCAAUGGAGUUAGAAGCACUUAAAGCAGAUUCUACUCUCUGGUGCCCUGCCCACAAAUGGAUAGAGGUGCUUAGCGGAUAGAAAGAGUGAAUGAGAUGUACUGGCAACACAGCAUGAGCACAUGAUAGUUAUAGGCUUCAUAAUGUUGUCAGUUACUGUGUUGUGCUGUCAAAAUGUAAAAAAGCCACUUCUUGAGCUGAUAUGGACAACUUGAUAAAAAUAAAGCAUGAUGAUCAUAAAUUGAAAUCAUGCAAUUCUCCCAAAGUCGUUAAGGACGAAAAAGACAGUCCACUAUGUGUGGCUGGGGGUUAAAACAGCUUUUGAAACUGACACAUGAUGAUACCCAAGUUUGUUGACACAUGAGCAGAAAUAUUUGGUUAAGGUUGGUCCGGUAUUCACAAGAAGUGGAUUGGCAAUAUGGUGGUGGGUUCAUUUGCUAAUAAUUUAUUCUCCGUUACUAGUGUUCCUUGUUCUAUAGAACAGGAGAUGGGAAAAUGAUAGGCUAAUGUGGGCUGUACUGACGAUUUCAGUCUUGAUGCAGUGCUAAUGGAUAUUGUACUGGGUUUCAACUUUGUCGGUGUAUAAAGUUGUUGCAGUGAUU
Panicum virgatum (switchgrass) is the source of this 1997-nucleotide messenger RNA. Its product is annotated as pentatricopeptide repeat-containing protein At4g14170-like. Lineage: Eukaryota; Viridiplantae; Streptophyta; Magnoliopsida; Poales; Poaceae. Gene Ontology annotation, biological process: RNA modification. The transcript has a single exon. Gene Ontology annotation, molecular function: RNA binding; protein binding. The record is from RefSeq and is a predicted model, not a curated record. Bases 205 to 1419 code for a protein of 404 amino acids.